GCCCACACCGUCGUUACAGUGCGCUUAGACUCGAGGAAAGGCAGGACCGAAGGAGUUCCACGGUUCGAAAGAAAUCGCUACGUAUUCAGUAUUCCAGAAAACAGACCACCGUCUGUUGUUGGUGUGGUUCGAGCCUACCAUGUGGCGUUGUCGUCCGAUGACGUCACCCUCCAAUACGAGCUUCUCCCUGGCUCCUUCAGCGCUUCUUCGCUUCCGUUCCGGGUUCACCAGAUAUCCGGCGAGAUCACCAGUGAAGCUGUGCUCGAUCAUGAGACCAAUAAAAACUACGAGUUCAAGAUCCGUGCCUGUCUCUCGGUGAAUCCGGGCACCUGUGGCUACACUUCUGUCGUCGUGAUUGUCACUGAUGUCAACGAUAACGCUCCCCGAUUUUCGGCCUCACAGUUCCACAUUUCCCUCCCAAGCGAUCUUCCAGUUGGUUCCGAUGUCAUCACUCUGCAGGCUACCGACGCCGAUUCAGGCAUUAAUGGCGAUGUCAACUACGCCAUUAAUCCGCCCAGUGCAGUGUUCGGUGUCGACUACCACACGGGCGUGGUGCAGACCAUCGCAGCACUUACCGAGUCUCAUUACGACCUUAACAUUGAAGCGUUCGACCAUGGAGAUCCUAAACAGACGUCAGUCGCUCGGCUAAGCAUCGCCGUUCACGGCACGAAUCCUUCCGCACCCUUUUUUGACAAG
Molecule: messenger RNA, 696 nt
Organism: Ostertagia ostertagi
Lineage: Eukaryota; Metazoa; Nematoda; Chromadorea; Rhabditida; Trichostrongylidae
Source: the annotation of a GenBank genome assembly